GUCAGCGCCAUUUUUGAACCAUCCGAGCCAUUCCAGCUGCUGUCUUCCGCUCCGCUGUACGAUGCCUUUCGCUAUCGCCGUUUUGACGAGCGCCUAGGAGGCGUGCGGAAGGAUGCCCGUCAAGCGCACGUCGCGGUUCCACACUGCCUCGUACCGGUGUCUGAGCUGGCUGUGCAACACGUUAAAUAUCCUCGAGUGUCCAGUGCCUGGUGCCCUGGUGGCGCCCCCCGGGGAGCAGAAUACCCCGGUCGACUUGCCAAGUCUCCUCUCCCACCUCGACCGUCCCUCCAAGCGCAAGGGCAUUACACUCAGGGCCUUCAAGAGCAUGGUCCUGGGCGUUGGCGAACUCCCGGUGGCACCGUCGGUGUCCCCCCCCACGCCCCCCUGCAUCACUAACAGCAGGGAGGUGUCUGCCCUCCGCGAGGAGGUGUCGCAGCUCAGGGUGCGGCUGGAGGAAUUAAUUGCCUGCCAGAGAGCGGCCCUGGCACAAGCCGUUUUUUCCUCGGCCACCCGUCCCCUCGUGCUUCCGGCCCUUCCGUCGGAAUCUGUGGCCCCGCCACCGCCACCGCCCCCACCCCCUCCUCCACCCACGGCAACUUGCGGCUUCAAGGUGGUUCCCAGAUCCUCAAAGAGCAUUGGGGGACCACCUGGUUUGAAGACCCAGGAGCAGCUGUACCACGAAAUGCUUAAGGGCCUGGGGACGGUCAAACUAAGAAAGAUCAAAAAGUCUCCGAGCGGUACGCCGCUACGUGCAGAGCCCUUUACCCCGACGCUACCCUGUGACUCGACGGGCCGGCUCACAGUGGCCCUCAAGCAGCGCUUCCUCGCCAUCCAUCCCGUGGAGGCAGGUUCCCCUGCAGACAGCUCCCCUGAGCGCUGGAGUCCCACUUCCCCAGAUGUGGCAAGAAACUCCAGGUGCAGGGUGUCUCCUCGAAAGCGCCACCCCAGCCAGCGCAGCCUCGAGAUGACUACCAUGCCCUCACCCGUCCAAGGUGUCUGCGGCUGACAUUGUCACCUCAUCCGACUGUACAAAGCACCAUAAAAUUGCCUUCUUCGUUGCGGACCUGUUCGUGGUUGUGUUGUAUUCUGGUUUUAAAUACUUUCUACUGCUCGGUAUCCGAGUCCACCCGCUGCCAGCGCUACGAUCUAAUUGCGCCGUCGAGCGGCUUUGAGAGGGGUCCCUAUCGUUUCGAGGACAACUCUUCAUGGAUACACGUUCCAUGGACACACGUUUCAUUCACACAAACGUUUCAUCAUGCGUGUAUUGCUGGGAUGCACAUUAACCCACGCCCCACCUGCGUUCACGCUGCUUUGCGGUGACAGUCUGUGACGGCUCAUUACAAAAAUGUUGACCCACCUCAUUGGCCCAUACACGCCACUUUGCGGCGUCGGUCUCGUGCAACUUAUUACAGAAAAAAGGUAAUCUGAGCUGCCAAUGAAACGAUUUGUCAAUGAAACAUUGCAUGUCCAAGCACUCUGUCUAUGAAACAUCGUCCGAUGAACUGAUUGCCACCGCUCCGAGAGUGCGUCGCCGCACCACUGGUGGUCUUUGUUCGUUUGCUAUCACCGACCUAACCAAUCGCUCGCAGUCACUGCAGCGUGAUCCUGUGCUUACACGCAGAGAGGACUAGCGCCGUGGCGGAUUGCUUUUGGCACUGAUUGAUGGUCUCCAUCGAAUCAGUGUCGACUGUGGUUGGACUUGAAGUCAAACGAUGUAGAGGUUUAAUGUUUUGUUUGUACAUAAAUCGACAAGCAUGUGUCUCCUUUUAGAGCCUAGUUUUAUUAUGUUUAAUGGACCAAUCUCACCAGCCAGUUUGGGUACGCCACCCCUGCCACGAUGCACCCAGGAAAGUGUCUUUUCGCUUGUGCAAUCUCCUUGCUGGAGCUCUGCGCGUGCAGAACAUCAGACGAACGAGCUGUCUCGUGCAGUGCCGCCUGCGAACUAAAGUUAUGGUGGGGUCACGUGUGCGCCAAACGCUUGGUGAGUUCGAUCUGUGCGGAGAGCUAGUCGUCUGCUUCCAAUUGCGCAGGAGUUGGGUUACGUCAGAACUACGCCGAGCUGUGAUUGACUUUGAUUGAAAGGAUAGUGGGUAGACCUGCUGAAUGCUAGGUUCCCUACCCUUUAGUAGAUCGUUCCGAUACUCCCGAUGACGAUACGAGGCAUGAGCUAAAGCUGCGGCGUAGUAUCGGGUGUCGUUAUCGGAGUCAUCGGAAUGAUCUACUAAAACUCUCCUCGGCGUUCUGACAUUAUUGCAACCCCUCUGCGAGAAACAGACCAACUUACGCUCCGCAUUGGCUGCGUUAGACGCGCUGAAGCCAGCGCAUCAUGUAGGCAUUCAAGUGUCAGAUAUUGUUUUUGUAACUAAAGCUUGUAUGCUGUCGUUCUACGUGAGUGACGAAAUAAAUUGGGCUGCUCAAUCUAAA
Molecule: messenger RNA, 2424 nt
Organism: Ixodes scapularis (black-legged tick)
Lineage: Eukaryota; Metazoa; Arthropoda; Arachnida; Ixodida; Ixodidae
Product: mitochondrial fission regulator 2
Exons: 8
Coding region: 113-1006 (297 amino acids)
Biological process (GO): aerobic respiration; mitochondrial fission
Cellular component (GO): mitochondrion
Source: RefSeq, a predicted model, not a curated record